AUGGAGAAACCAGCAUAUGGAAUGACGCCUCCAAGUCGGUCUACCAAGCAACGUCGUACAACGUCGCCGCUUCAUGAAAUGGAUGACGAGCCAGAAUCCCUUAGCCCCAGUGCUGGUUCUCUGGAGUUGGAAAGUACAAACACCCAAUGCUCCGCAGAGACCAUCGCCCAGAUUGUGCGUUCGGAGCUCCAAGGUGGUUUGCACCCUCUUCAAGCCCAACUGAGUGCUGACCGAUUAAAUGUGGUCGAAGAGUCCAUUUCUCAUCAUGCCGUACGUAUCGAGAAACUUGAAGAGGUUAUGAAGCAAGACGGGGUCAAGAACACGAACGCGGACAACAUGGCACAUUUCCAGAAAAUCGAGCAGCAUGUGGAGGAGCUGCAAGCCAUGGUUUUGGACUUGCAGAAAGCGGGGCGACAGACAAAUGACAUCACUGGUUCCGGUGUUGCAUCGACGGUGGCAGUGGGGGGCUUGGGCACGCUCACAUGUUCACACACGGCAUCGCAGUGGCUGAUGAACAAGUUGAAGGAGUUUUCGGCGCCUAUUCCGACGAGUGUCUUCAGUAAGUCCUCAGAGUUCAAAGGUCUGUUGUUUGCAAAGUUUUCUUCCAUGUUUGAACGCGACACAGCCGUAGCAAUUUUGCGAAGUGCAAAGCUCAUGGAAGGCAAAGACCACAUUUGGGCCACGCCGGAAUUGCCACCGGCAACACGUGCAAGGAAAUUGUUCUUGCUGGGACUUCGCUGGCAGUUGGGCGAAUGGGGGUUUGACAAGCGCGAAGUUCAAGUAGACGACGAGUACACGCAGAUGACGAUUGACAACAAGGCUGUUCUCAAGCUCAGCGCGGGCGACGACGACCUCAAAUAUUUAUGGGCAGAACAGUGGGCUCGGUGGGAUGAAUUUCAGCAAAGCAGCGAGCUGGCCGAUCUCUCGACGAAGGCAUCGAAUGUUAUGCUCAAGCAACAGGCGAAGGGGGCUGGCAAGACGAAGAGCAAAAGCAAAAAUAUUUAG
Symbiodinium sp. CCMP2592 is the source of this 1005-nucleotide messenger RNA. NCBI's taxonomy places the organism in Eukaryota, Dinophyceae, Suessiales, Symbiodiniaceae. The record is from the annotation of a GenBank genome assembly.